Colletotrichum aenigma is the source of this 1506-nucleotide messenger RNA. RefSeq names its product Dimethyl-sulfide monooxygenase (gene dmoA-4). Bases 1 to 1506 code for a protein of 501 amino acids. The transcript has 6 exons. Lineage: Eukaryota; Fungi; Ascomycota; Sordariomycetes; Glomerellales; Glomerellaceae. Gene Ontology annotation, molecular function: oxidoreductase activity, acting on paired donors, with incorporation or reduction of molecular oxygen; monooxygenase activity. The record is from RefSeq and is a predicted model, not a curated record.
AUGGCGCCGGACACCCCUCUCCACCCAGCAGAAGCCACGUCAAUCGAUGUUCUCAAGGGCAAGAUUGAUGGGGAGCGAAGAUACGGAUAUGACAUAAACGGAAAACAGAAGAGAAUCCUUUUAAACGCGUUUGAUAUGAACGGCGUUGGACAUAUCAGCAUAGGACAGUGGCAGAACCCAGAAGACAAGAGCUCACACAAGAAUUGCUUGCCCUACUGGAUCGAGUUAGCGCAGCUCCUUGAGAAGGGAAAGUUCAACGCUUUAUUCUUAGCCGACAACUUCGGAAGCCACGAUGUAUACCAAAAGAGCCAUGCCCCUGCUAUUAGAUCGGGAACCCAAUGGCCACUUUAUGAUCCAUUCGUGGUCAUCUCGGCUAUGGCUGCUGUCACGAAGAGCCUCGCUUUCGGCGUCACAGCAUGCACCACUUUUGAGCCCCCGUUCAUUCUGGCUAAAAGGUUUUCGACCUUGGAUCACGUCACUGGAGGCAGAAUUGCGUGGACCAUUGUCACCUCCUGGAGUGACAACGCUGCCCGAGCUAUGGGCCUGGAAAAGCUUCCGGAACAUGACCUUCGUUAUGAGAUGGCGGAUGAGUAUUUAAGCCUAGUUUAUAAACUCUGGAAGGGGUCAUGGGCAGAUGAUGCUGUGGUCAAAGACUCCACAUCUACAUUUACUGAUCCUUCUAAAGUCAAGAAGAUCGUUCACCAAGGACGGUUUUUCAAAUCCGAGAGUGCUCAUCAGGUUGAUCCCAGUCCUCAGAGAACCCCUCUUCUUUUCCAAGCUGGCAUGUCGCCGGCUGGGUCAGCAUUUGCUGCAAAGCACGCAGAGUGCAUAUUCAUCGGCGGCCCCAACCCGGCAUUUCUUGGGGGCAAGAUCAAGAAGACCCGAGACCUCGCCGCUUCACAGGGCCGAGAUCCAUACGAGAUCAAAUUCUUCAUUCAGUUUACCCCGAUACUCGGUGCUACAGAUGAGGAGGCUCAGGAGAAGUACGAACGAUACAAGAAGUACGCAAUUGGUGACGGAGGCCUCGCACUUCUCGGAGGCAUCCCCGGCAUUGAUGUCAGCGAAUUCCCUCUUGACGAUGAAUUUCCCACGGAUCCCAAUCACCCCCUGAUGGCAAAACUCACACCGCAGCAGCGGGAACGUCUCCUAUCUCGGCCACAGGGAUAUGAAAGGUGGACACCGCGAAUUCUAGCCGAGUUCCAAUCCAUAGGGGGGAGUGGGAACUUCAAGGUUGGCAGCGGCAAGACUGUGGCUGAUGAGCUGGAAAAGUGGAUCACGGUUGCUGAUGUUGAUGGCUUUAACAUCGGACAUGUUGUCGUUCCUGGCGCCUGGGCAGACGUGAUAGAAUACCUCAUUCCUGAGCUCGAAGCAAGGGGAUGGUUGGGGAAUGGGGAUUACGCAGUCCCUGGAGGAACCGCAAGGGAGAACCUAUACGCAACCCCUGGGGAUCCCAAGCUAAGAGCAUCUCAUCCAGGCCACAAGUAUAAGUUUAGCAGCCAUGAUUAG